Drosophila takahashii is the source of this 2202-nucleotide messenger RNA. It is a transcript of the gene Dbp73D, whose product is annotated as putative ATP-dependent RNA helicase Dbp73D. Gene Ontology annotation, molecular function: nucleic acid binding; ATP binding. NCBI's taxonomy places the organism in Eukaryota, Metazoa, Arthropoda, Insecta, Diptera, Drosophilidae. The record is from RefSeq and is a predicted model, not a curated record. Gene Ontology annotation, cellular component: nucleus.
CACACUGGCUGUAAAAACGUAAACAAUCUUGGGGCAACACGUGCAUUUACUUCGUUCUCGUUUUAUUGAAUAAAAACAGUCUUAAUAAUGGAAUUAUUCACUGUAAAUAGAUAUACAGAGGAUUUAAAGAAGCCCAAAGAUGGAAUCCAAGACACCGCCAACAACGAGGAUGAAAUACUUCAAAAAUUACUCCAAAAGGCUGCCAAACGCAAGAGGAAACACAAAGAAAUUGAAGUUACAGAAGCGCCAGUCACAGAAAAUGUUGUCCCAGAGGAAACGGAGAUUAAAUCCACUGAGGAGCAGAAGGAAGAACUUGAAAAACCCCAAGAAAUCGAUGAGGAGCCCUUGCCCUCCAAUGAGUUUCAAGUUCUUGGUGGCGAUGGUUCGGCGGCCAAGAAAAAGAAAGUGGAGAUGCAGCUGCCCAGUUGGCUAGCUCAUCCGACGAUCAUCGAAGGUGGAAUCCUUCAGCCCGAGGAGGAAAUACCCGCUUCCGAGGCCAUUGAUCAGCUGGAAUACCUGGAAAAGACCACCUGUAUGGCUCUUAAGCAGAUGAAGAUCAAGCGCUUGUUUCCUGUCCAGCGGCAGGUCAUCCCCUGGAUUCUGGAGGCACAUGCCAAGCCAGCACCCUUUCGUCCACGGGAUAUCUGCGUAUCUGCUCCCACGGGCAGCGGAAAAACCCUGGCCUUUGCCAUACCCAUUGUCCAGCUGCUGAAGCAACGUGUUGAGUGCAAAGUUCGGGCUUUGGUCGUUCUACCAGUGGCCGAGUUGGCCCUCCAAGUUUUCCGGGUCAUCAGUACGCUGUGCAGCAAAACGGAACUGGAGGUUUGCCUGCUGUCCAAGCAACACAAACUCGAGGACGAGCAGGAGAAGCUGGUGGAGCUGUACAAGGGCAAAUACUACUCCAAGGUGGACAUUGUGGUAACCACACCAGGUCGCCUGGUUGACCAUCUGCAUGCCACCAAAGGCUUUUGCCUGAAGAACCUUAAAUUCCUGAUCAUCGACGAGGCCGAUCGCAUAAUGGACGCAGUUUUCCAAAACUGGCUGUAUCACCUAGACAGCCAUGUCAAAGAGACCACAGAUCAGCUGCUGGCCGGCACUCAAGCACCUCUGUGCUACGCCGAACUUCAGUCCAGCUUUGGCAAGCAGCCACACAAACUUCUGUUCUCGGCCACAUUGUCACAGGAUCCGGAGAAGCUUCAAAACCUGCGGCUCUUCCAGCCGCGUCUCUUCACCACCGUGUUUACCAUGCCCGUGAUUAAGGCAGUUACCGAUGACGUUGCUGAUCUGGAAGCAAAUCAAGAUCAAGGACAAUUUGUGGGAAAAUAUACAACACCGGCGGAGUUAACCGAACAAUUCUGUGUGACGGAGCUGCGGCUGAAGCCGCUUACCCUGUUUGCGCUGGUGGAAAAGUACCAAUGGAAGCGGUUCCUUUGCUUCACCAACAGCACAGAUCAGGCCAGUCGCCUGACGUUCGUGAUGAAGUCACUCUUUCAGGGGACUUCCACUACUGUGGCCGAGUUGUCGGGCAAUCUCUCGGCUCUCGUGCGAAAGCAAGCGCUCAAAGAGUUCGCAGCUGGUAAAAUAAAUGGACUGAUCUGCUCGGAUGCCCUGGCGCGUGGUAUAGAUGUGGCCGAUAUAGAUGUGGUGCUCUCCUACGAGGUGCCGCGCCACAUCAAGACCCACAUCCAUCGAGUGGGACGAACGGCUCGAGCGGGAAGAAAGGGUACCGCUGUCACCCUGCUCACCGAACAGGAUCAGGCUGCGUUCAAGAAAAUCGUCAACGAUGUGGGCAAGGGACUGGGCGAAGAGAUCCACGUUUCUCCGGACAUUGAGAUCCAGCAUGCAGUUAACUACAAAAAGGCUUUGGACCAUUUGCGUGUCUGGCAGCAGAAGGAGAAGGCUCAGAAGGCGGUGCAGAAGAAACGAGUGGCCACUCAAGCUUUGGUGCAUAAAAAACAAGAGGCCACUGCCACGGAUCGUCCUUUGACGGUCAUGGAGAAGCUGCAGCUCAAGGCGGGUGUGGCUCAAACGGAAGGUCUCGCCAAACCACAGAGCAAAAACCCCAACGCAAACAAAUCAAAGGCACAGCCCAAGGAAACAAAGAAGCAACGCAUAGCCAAAAAACGAAAGGACAUCGAGAACUAAAAUUUGGAUUAUGUUAUUUUGUUAGUUUAUUUAAAUAUAUACAAAUGUAAAUAACAA